Sycon ciliatum is the source of this 2379-nucleotide messenger RNA. Its product is annotated as tripeptidyl-peptidase 1-like. The coding region runs from base 106 to 1812 and encodes 568 amino acids. Gene Ontology annotation, biological process: central nervous system development; proteolysis. The transcript is spliced from 2 exons. Gene Ontology annotation, molecular function: tripeptidyl-peptidase activity; serine-type endopeptidase activity. Lineage: Eukaryota; Metazoa; Porifera; Calcarea; Leucosolenida; Sycettidae. The record is from RefSeq and is a predicted model, not a curated record.
AUUUUGUAGCAGGCAAUAAGCAGGUAGCUACAGAAUACUAGUAAACCAGUGUCGAAAAAAACUCGAAGCAGAACGUAGCCGUUGGGGAGAAACCAGCACACCUGCAUGAUGCAAGCCAUUGAGCUUCUUCUGACGGCCUCUGUGGCCCUAAUCUGCUGUAAUUCGGUGCUGGGUGCACGAGUGCGCCUGGAAGCUGAUCAGCUGCUGGCAAAGCACCACCCAGAUUGGAAGCAGCUGGGUCUAGCAAAACCCGACGACGAUCACAAACUAGUCUUUGCUCUGCGUCAGAGCAACCUGAUCGCGCUGGAGGAAAAGUUGCUGGCAGUUUCAACUCCCGGCAGUCCACAGUACGGACAGUUCCUGAGUGCUGAUCAGGUCGAUGCUUUGGUACGACCGUCCAGGGCAUCUCUACAUGCUGUUGAGGAAUGGUUAAACGGGACUGAUGUCUCCGUCUCCCAGUCGUGCAAAUACACCAAGGCACACGAGUUUCUGGAGUGUGAUGUCACAGUUAGCCAAGCAUCGCAACUGCUUCAAGUGUCAUUCUAUCAACACGAGAUGGAUGGUGCACUAGCAUUGAGAGCUAACAAUCACUAUACAGUUCCUGCCGAGGUAGCAGAUCAUUUAGACUUUGUCGGUGGUGUGCAUCGCUUGCCUCACAGGCAGCAGCGGCUCGCCAACUCGACACAGUAUGCGAUUGCCAAGGCUCAUGGCGUAAAUUUGCAGGCUGAGCCCUCUUCACUACGAGAACUUUACAAGGUGGGAAGUUCGGUAGGAGCCGGCGAGGAGAAUAAAAACAUCCAGUCUGUGGCCCAGUUCUCAGACGAAUAUUAUCAUGCUACAGAUCUGACCAAAUUCAUGGAGAAGUAUGGAACUGGCUUCACACACAUGAGCAAGGUAGCCAAGGUGAUUGGAAACAACUCUGGCGAAGCAGGACUCGAGGCAUCGCUGGAUAUCGAGUAUAUCAUGGCGCUUGGUGCCAAUAUCCCGACGUAUUUCUGGUACACCGGAGGCAAACAUGAAGACCAGGAGCCAUUCCUAGUGUGGAUCAAAGCUGUUGCAAACUCCUCCACCAUCCCCAAUGUGAUCAGCGUCAGCUAUGGGGAUCAUGAAGAUUCACUCUCCAUCCCCUACAUGCAACGUAUCAAUGUGGAAUUUCAGAAAAUCGGCGCCCGUGGCACAUCGCUCCUGUUCGCAAGCGGCGAUAGCGGUGCUGGGUGUUUCGAGCAGCACUUCCGUCCCAGCUUCCCGGCGACUAGUCCGUACGUGACAGCUGUUGGUGGAACUACUCUCAGCAGUGCGCUGGACUCCUCUGCGUCAACGGAAAUGGGCGUUUCGUUCUCCGGCGGGGGCUUCUCCAACGUGUUCCAACGGGCGGCCUAUCAGGCGACUGAUGUCAAGAAGUUCUUGUCCACGUCACAGAACCUUCCAAACCAGUCCUGUUAUGACAAGAACGGCCGUGGAUUCCCAGAUGUCUCUGCUUUGGCGACGGGAUACGAGAUAAUUAUUGACUUGACACCUUCUUUUGCAUAUGGAACUUCGUGUGCCGCUCCGACGUUCUCGGGUAUCAUCUCACUGGUCAACGACCAGCUGAUCAACGGGCAUGGCAAGACAGCUCUGGGCUUCCUCAACCCGUUCCUCUACGCGCAUGGCUUUGCCGGAUUGACUGACAUGGCGCAUGGGUGCAGCCAGGGAUGCGGCGACUACAACACUGGCUUUUGCUCAACGGCCGGCUGGGAUCCAGUGACAGGUCUUGGUACACCGCAAUACCCCACUCUACUGGAAGAAGCACUCAGGGUCAAAAGUGUCCGUUAGACCACCUUGUCAAUGUCCAACGCAAUGUCGACGUUUUCUUGUCCUCGCGUGGUAGCUCAGCUGUUUCCUCUGCCCCCCCCCCCCCCCCCCAGUAUUUUGACCUGGCUAGAACCCUGCAAUUCUACUGGGCGAUUUUUAGCUGCUUCUUGAUAGGUGAGGUAUUUUACGUCGGGCUGGUUUUCACCGGGCGAAACCCACACUAUCCCAAAGAAAACAGACUGUAACCCAGUUCCGAAAUGGGCGACCAAUCACCUGUCUGCCAACCAUUUACAAGCCGUGAGUAUUCAUCUGCGCCACUACAACUGUGAUUGCGACCUGAUGUUGGUCCGUAGUCAUGAGUCAGACUACACGACAAAGUGAAAUUUUGGCUCAUGAACAAACAGACUUACUGGCUGUGCAUGUGCCGGUGACCACGGCACCCAGGAGAUUGCACCAAUCAUGCUGACCAAUGCAUUACCCGUACCCAGGAUGUUUUAACAUGUCUUAAAAGACACAAUCACAUGCACCGCACACUGUACUACUACUAUUAACCAUGGCUUGGCUGAAUUUCGAGAAAGCGUCCGACAA